CUGUUAUACUUUGCAUUUUUUCAAUUACAGGAUUAUGUUUUCAUUAAAACAAACUUAAAGUUUGAUGUCAAUCGCUUGACAGAACACCAGAAAGAGUCUUUGAAACGAAGGAAAGAAGAUAUUGCAGCAUUGUAUAAUGAUUUAUCACAAUCUUCAUCACAAGAUACUCAAAAUUUACAAGAAUGGUUUGAUAAAAAAAGUAAAAGUUUAGGAGAAGCAGAGAAAGAUCAUAACAAAAAAGAUAAUAUUUCAAUAAGAAAUAUGUUGGAUGAUGAUGCAAAUAAAGAAAACAAAAUUGAAAUGAAGGAAUUA
Molecule: messenger RNA, 312 nt
Organism: Bombus impatiens (common eastern bumble bee)
Lineage: Eukaryota; Metazoa; Arthropoda; Insecta; Hymenoptera; Apidae
Product: telomere-associated protein RIF1-like
Exons: 1
Source: RefSeq, a predicted model, not a curated record